AUGAACUCUUCAAGUUCUAAAUUAUUCAUUCUUUCAACAUCUUUCCUAUUAUCAAUUUCAUCCAUAACGUCAAAUUCAGUUCUUGAUAAUUUCCUCCAAUGUCUUCCAAUACAUUCCAACACUUCAAAUCCAAUUACAAAUUCUAUAUACGUUCCCAACAAUUCCUCCUUUCAAUAUUUAUACGAAUUGCGUGCAAAUAACCUUAGAAUCAUAUCAUCUUCCACAAUAUCAAAACCUUUGGCUAUUUUAACUGCCCGACAUGCCUCCCAUGUCCAAGCUGCUGUCAUUUGUGCCAAGAUCCAUAGUAUCCAAUUAAGAAUCCGAAGUGGCGGCCAUGAUUACGAAGGCUUAUCGUACAGAUCCGACAUCCCGUUUGUCAUCCUCGAUUUGUUCAAUCUUCGGUCGAUAAAGAUCAAUAUCACAAGCGAGACGGCGUGGGUUCAAGCCGGGGCGACGACGGGGGAACUUUAUUAUAAGAUAGCUGAGAAAAGUAAAGUCCAUGGAUUCCCAUCGGGAGUUUGUACUACGCUUGGCAUCGGUGGACACUUUACCGGAGGUGGAUAUGGGAAUAUGAUACCAAAAUACGGACUUUCAAUCGAUAAUGUAAUUGAUGCUUGUUUAAUCGAUGUCAACGGUACGAUACAUAACCGUAAAUCAAUGGGAGAAGACGUGUUUUGGGCUAUCCGAGGAGGUGGUGGAACUAGCUUUGGUGUUAUCCUUUCAUGGAAGAUCAAAUUGGUUCAUGUUCCCCGUAAGGUCACUGUUUUCAAAGUGCAAAGGACAUUGGACCAAGGUGCUACGGAUAUUGCAUAUAGUUGGCAACAUAUUGCACCUAAGCUGCCUAAAUAUUUGUUUAUAAGGCUUCAACCUGAACCUAUAACAAUUGGCAAUGGAAACAAAACAAUUCGAGUUUCUUUCAUUGGCCAAUUCCUUGGAAGAAGUAGAAAACUUAUGAAUCUGAUGAACGAGGAAUUCCCCGAAUUGCGUUUACAACAAAAUGAUUGUAUCGAAAUGAGUUGGGUCGAAUCGACCCUUUUUUGGGCCGGGUUUACCAAUGGGACCUCCAUUGAUGUAUUGCUUAAUCGUGUGGUGGAGAAUAAAGUGUUCUUCAAGACCAAAUCUGAUUACUACAAAAAUGUGAUUCCCAAACAAGGGCUGGUGAUGUUAUGGGAAAUGUUGAUGGACAUAGGGAACAUUUUCGUGCAACUAAACCCUCACGGUGGACGAAUGGACGAGAUUUCAGAGACUGAAACGGCGGUUCAUCAGAGAGGUGGGUACCUUUUUAAGGUCCAAUAUACAGUUUACUGGUCGGAGUCCGAUGGAGGGAUCGGUGCAGCCAAGCGGUACGUUGAAAUGUCGAGGAGAUUGUACGGUGCAAUGGCUCAAUAUGCGAGUAGUGACCCUAGGGAGGCGUUUCUUAACUAUAGAGAUCUUGAUAUUGGUUGCAAUGAAAGCAAUGAUACGGAUUUUGGUGUUGCGGAGGUUUAUGGGACUAAGUAUUUUAACAAUAAUUUCAUGAGAUUGGCUCGUGUGAAAGCCAUGGUAGACCCUGAGAAUUUCUUCAAAAAUGAACAAAGCAUUCCACCGUUGCCAUCAUCUCAUUGA
Messenger RNA from Gossypium raimondii (Peruvian cotton), 1605 nucleotides. RefSeq names its product berberine bridge enzyme-like 7. Gene Ontology annotation, molecular function: FAD binding; oxidoreductase activity. The coding region runs from base 1 to 1605 and encodes 534 amino acids. The record is from RefSeq and is a predicted model, not a curated record. NCBI's taxonomy places the organism in Eukaryota, Viridiplantae, Streptophyta, Magnoliopsida, Malvales, Malvaceae. The transcript has a single exon.